Myotis myotis is the source of this 3474-nucleotide messenger RNA. RefSeq names its product fukutin related protein (gene FKRP). The transcript is spliced from 3 exons. NCBI's taxonomy places the organism in Eukaryota, Metazoa, Chordata, Mammalia, Chiroptera, Vespertilionidae. Gene Ontology annotation, cellular component: Golgi apparatus. Gene Ontology annotation, biological process: protein O-linked glycosylation via mannose. The coding region runs from base 163 to 1725 and encodes 520 amino acids. The record is from RefSeq and is a predicted model, not a curated record.
AUGCAGUAACUGAGGCUCAGGUCAGAUGAGAGCUCAGACCAGCAAGCCUCUGUUUUCCUCUGCCACGCCCCUGCUCAUUUCUUUCCCCUUUGGGAUAUUGUUUUCCUACCUCUGGAGGGCCUGCUCGGUGACUGUCCAGUUCAUCUCCUGUCCCGGGAACUCAUGGUCUGGCACAGAGGACACUCAGAUGUCGCCAAGGCCCAGCUAGGGCCUGACUUCGGCCCCAUGCGGCUCACCCGCUGCCAGGCUGCCCUGGCAGCCGCCAUCACCGUCAACCUCCUGGUCCUCUUCUAUGUCUCGUGGCUGCAGCAGCAGCCCAGGAACGCCCGGACCCGGGGACCCCGCCGCGGAACUGCCGCCGCCGGCCCCCACGUCACCGUCCUGGUGCGAGAGUUCGAGGCCUUUGACAACGCGGUGCCCGAGCUGGUGGACUCCUUCCUGCAGCAGGACCCAGCCCAGCCCGUGGUGGUGGCCGCCGACGUGCUCCCCUACCCGCCCCUGGCCCUGCCCCGCGUCCCCAACGUCCACCUGGCACUGCUUCAGCCCGCCCUGGACCAGCCGGCCGCGGCCUCGCGCCCGGAGACCUACGUGGCCACCGAGUUCGUGGCCCUGGUGCCCGACGGCGCGAGGGCCGAGACCCCAGGCCGGCUGGAGCGCAUGGCGGAGGUGCUCCGGGCCGGAGGGGCGCGCCUGGUGGCCGCCCGGGUGGCCUCGGCCAACCCUGCGCGCUGCCUGGCCCUGAACGUCAGCCUGCGGGAGUGGAGUGCGCGCUACGGCCCCGCGCCCCCCGCGCCCUCCGCGCCCCGCUGCGACGCCCUGGAGGGGGAUGCCGUGGUGCUCCUGCGCGCGCGGGACCUCUUCAACCUCUCGGCGCCGCUGGCCCGGCCGCUGGGCACCGGCCUCUUCCUGCAGACGGCCCUGCGGGGCUGGGCGGUGCAGCUGCUGGACGUGACCUUCCCGGCGGCGCGCCAGCCCCCGCUGACCACGGCCCACGCGCGCUGGAAGGCGGAGCGCGAGGGGCGAGCGCGGCGGGCGGCGCUGCUGCGGGCGCUGGGCAUCCGCCUGGUGAGCUGGGAGGGGGGGCGCCUCGAAUGGUUCGGCUGCAGCAAGGAGACCCCGCGCUGCUUCGGGACGGUGGUGGGGGACACGCCGUCCUACCUGUACGAGGGGCGCUGGACGCCCCCGUGCUGCCUGCGCGCGCUGCGGGAGACCGCCCGCUACGUGGUGGGCGUGCUGGAGGCGGCGGGCGUGCGCUACUGGCUGGAGGGCGGCUCGCUGCUGGGGGCGGCCCGCCACGGGGACAUCAUCCCGUGGGACUACGACGUGGACCUGGGCAUCUACCUGGAGGACGUGGGCAACUGCGAGCAGCUGCGGGGGGCCGAGGCCGGCUCCGUGGUGGACGAGCGCGGCUUCGUGUGGGAGAAGGCCAUCGAGGGCGACUUCUUCCGCGUGCAGUACAGCGAGAGCAACCACCUGCACGUGGACCUGUGGCCCUUCUACCCCCGCAACGGGGUCAUGACCAAGGACACGUGGCUGGACCACCGGCAGGACGUGGAGUUCCCGGAACACUUCCUGCAGCCCCUCGUGCCCCUGCCCUUCGCCGGCUUCAUGGCACAGGCGCCCAACAACUACCGCCGCUUUCUGGAGCUCAAGUUCGGCCCCGGGGUCAUCGAGAGCCCCGAGUACCCCAACCCGGCCCUCCUGAGUUUGGCGGGAAGCAGCUGAAGCCCUGAUCCCUGCGCCUGGGGUCAGAGGGACCGCCCUUUGUUUUGACGUUACCGCUGCCGGGCCAGGGAGACGGAGCUGCCCUGCAGGGCCUAGGACAUCAAAGUCGUGCCCGGGGCCCCAGAGCUGGGACAGUUUUGGGAAGAGAAAGAGUGUAGGUUCUGAGGCCAGAUCAUCGUGAUUCCAAACCCUGCUAAGUGGCCCUGGGCGGGUGUCCCGGUUCCUCUGUUCCUCGGUUCCCGCCAGGAUUGCGUGAGUACUCGCUUUACCCGCCAUCUCCGCGCAGGAAGAGCCCCGGGGACACGCGGCUGCUGGGGUUGCUUCUACCACUAGAGGGCGCCCUUGCCCGAUCCUGGGCCCCAGGACUUUCUGUUCGGUAGCUUUGACAUCUGCUGAGCCUUUGGGCUUCUACGCCUGGCCAGACAGAAUGACCAUCUCCCCUUCUUCCAAAAUGCCACUCGCUUCCCUCCUGGGAGAGCCCUGGAAACGGGCUCCGAGCGCCGAGGUGCGACUGGCUGUGGUUAAGAGUGGGGUUCUGGAUCCGAGCCCCAGUCCUUCUUAACUGUUACCUCAUUAUUUGAGCUUCCUGCACCUGUUUGCCUGCUUGCAAGGCACAGAAUCAAUACUCAGAGCUCACAUCGACUGAGCACUUACUGUGUAUCAGGCAUUGUUCUCGGUGUUCCACACGGACUAACUGAUCCGUCCCUCUCCUCAGCCCUCCCAAGCGAGAGCUGCUAUUAUUUCCUCCUUACAGACGAGGACACUGAGGCCAGAAUGGUUAAGUCACUUGCCAGAGGCCAGACAGCUUAGCAAGGGGCAGAGUGGGACCCUGCACCCAGGCUGUCCGUCUGGGGCCCACACUGAAGGGGCCUGUGUGCCCCGCUUGACUACUGGGACCCAAGAGGCCCCCCUGUCUCUUAGCAGGGAAGGUGGUGGCUGCCUUCCUUCUGUGGUCAUGCAUCUCAGAGUAAAUACUGUUUGGGCAUGUAACCUGACGUGUGUAUUUAUCAGUGAUAUCCAGGUACUGCUGUCAUUCUGUAUAUUAGUCAUAAGGCUUAAAUUAUUUCGUUUUUACACUCAAAACCAAUAGAGAAGUUUUGUUGACUUGCCUCAUCCCAACCACUUGGUCCGCACCCUCUGGGUGUGUGCACCUGGCUUGUGAAACCACAGGCCCUGAAGUGGGAGGCCCCGGGUUCAAGCCCCAGCGCUGCGGCUUCCUCCCGCUGUGAGCCGGGGCCUCCGUGAGUCUGCCUCUCUGUACCUCUCUGCUUUGCCCCUGGGAGGUGGGGGUGAUGAGCCUGCUCGCCCCACAGGGGGGCUCUGAGGCAGCUGAUGGGUAAAAGGGUCAGGAGUCAGGGCUGGGUUUGGGUCCUGGUGUGGCCAACUACCUUCUUUGGGACCUUGGGCGAGUCCCUUCCCCUCCGACCCUAUAGAUCGGGCGAGUGAAGAAGCCCUUACAGAAGGAGGCUUCACACACCAGCAAGAAAAGACAAAUGCAAAUUUGGCCCUGUCUCCUAAGGCUCAGAUGUCAAAGCCUGACUUCUUAGAACGCAGCCUCUGUCUUUAGCCUCUCAACGUGCAGAGAGCUCGCGAAGGGGCCGCUGGGUUCCCAUCCAUGGAGCAUUCUGGAAAUAUGGUGGCGACUUGGCUGUUACCUGUGGUUGGGCAGUGCUCUUGGAAGACAGCCCAGGGGUGGAGGAUGUCUUAUAUGCAGGGCACCUGCACACAAUAAAGCAAGGUCCCUGGUCA